Molecule: messenger RNA, 1464 nt
Organism: Verticillium alfalfae VaMs.102
Lineage: Eukaryota; Fungi; Ascomycota; Sordariomycetes; Glomerellales; Plectosphaerellaceae
Product: cytochrome P450 1A2
Exons: 4
Coding region: 1-1464 (487 amino acids)
Molecular function (GO): oxidoreductase activity, acting on paired donors, with incorporation or reduction of molecular oxygen; monooxygenase activity; heme binding
Source: RefSeq, a predicted model, not a curated record
AUGCAUCCCCGCGAUACCAGUACCCUCUCCCUCCUGGCCCCCCUGGCAGGUUCUUGGUUGGCAAUCUGGGCCAUGUCAGCAUCGACAGCCCUGAGAAAGAUUACCUGCGAUGGGGUCAGGCCUACGCCAGAUUGCGAUGUCAUUCAUACUGAAGUCCUCGGCCAACACAUGAUCUGUCUGAACAGCCGCCGGGCUGCUGAAGACUUACUUGAACGUCGGGGCUCCAUUUACUGCGAUAGACCGAGAUUUACUCUUUUCGAAAUAAUGGGAUGGGGCCUCACGCUUACAUUCCUCCGCUACGGGCCUCGCUUUAGCCUUCAUCGACGCCUCUUCCAAACGACCUUCUCACACACAAACGUCAGGAAAUUCGAGUUCAUCCAGCAGCAUGAAGCACGCAAAACAGUUCGAAAUCUACUCCAGGACCCCGCGGACUGGAAAGAAAUCACGCUGCUUAUGGCAACAAGCAUCGUAUUCCGGAUCGCCUUCGGUCAGGAGGUCGUAGAUAAGGGCUCUCCGUAUUGCGCCAUGUCCCAGGCGGCGAAUUAUGCCACGACAACGGGUGGAACUCCUGGUUCGACACUGGUCGAUCUCUUUCCACCUGCAAGAUAUCUUCCUGACUGCCUCAACCUCUCAGAGCCUCUGGCUCACGCGCGACGCAGUCGGAAAACCAUACGCACUAUCCAUGAAGAGCCUUGGGCCGCAAGCUUGAAGGAAAUUGACGCCGGUAUCGCAUCUUCUUCAUUCAUGAAGACAUAUUUGGAGAAAUAUCGAGCCAUCGAGGAGUCUGGCAAGACCCAGGAAUUGACCGUUCCCGAUAUCAAAGGCGCAGCCGGCGCCAUAUUUAUUGCCGGCGGCAACACAACCUGGAGCACCCUUCAGGCCUGUGUUCUCUUCCUGACCAAGUACCCCAAUGUCCAGCGACGCAUACAGGAAGAGCUGGAUGAAGUUGUCGGGCCAGAUCGCCUUCCAACCUUUGAUGAUCGCCCACGCCUCCAAUACCUGGAUCGUUUCAUCAAGGAGGUUCUUCGAUGUCUCCCAUUAAACCCUUUGGUCAUACCACACAGAAGUCUUGCGGAGGAUGUCUACAAUGGCAUGCGCAUACCCAAAGGUUCCAUCGUUUUUGCGAAUGCCUCUGCCAUGGCUUCUGAUCCAACUGUGUAUGAUCGGCCUGUCCUCUUUGACCCGGACCGCUACCUUCGCGGUGAGCCAGAGUCUCCGGGCAAUUUCGGCUUCGGCCGGCGAAAAUGUCCAGGAAAUCACCUUGCACUUGCUUCUGUUCAGAUCUUUGUUGCGACGCUCAUGUCAGCAUUCCACAUUGACAAGGCUAUCGAUGACAAUGGUCAAGUCUUGGAGCCCAGGGUUGGUAUCUCUAUUGGAUUAGGCGGGCAUCCGCUGCCAUUCGAGUGCGUUUUCAUGCCAAGGCACGGUGUUGAGGCUGCUAGCCUGCUUGAACGAGAGCCAUGA